Psilocybe cubensis is the source of this 1077-nucleotide messenger RNA. RefSeq lists its product as uncharacterized. The record is from RefSeq and is a predicted model, not a curated record. The coding region runs from base 1 to 1077 and encodes 358 amino acids. Lineage: Eukaryota; Fungi; Basidiomycota; Agaricomycetes; Agaricales; Agrocybaceae. The transcript is spliced from 3 exons.
AUGGCGUCGUCCAGGCCCAACAAGCGCCCACGUACAUCUCGUAACCAAUCGUCCUACCAUGACUCGGUGUCUGUCCUAGGAGAUUUUGAUUUAAUUCAUCACAGCGAGGGAAGUGUUCGACAUUUUGGGGGCUCACGACUCGCCACACGGCGACAUGAUAGGUCUCCACAACGGACUGCAGGGGCAUGGGAAAUCGUGACGUCUUGGGCCCCUCCGGAUGAUAUUGAAUAUGCUUUGAACCCCAACGGCGAUGCACACGACUUUGUAUUAGAGGAGGACAUAGUCCUGGCAGAUGAGACUCUGUUGCCCCCUAAGAGACCUCGAAGUGUCAGAUCAAAACGCCCUCACGUAGUGUGGAAGAAGAAACACCGCCAAGACUACCUUGACGAAAUUAUUCGAUGGGAAGGUCGAGGAGAUUUUCGACUUACAGCAUGUCCAGAUUGUCUGGCUCGCUUAGUGGAGGAUCCUCAAGUCCCAGAAUAUCGUUGUCGGGAGUGCUUCACUCCUGACCUUCACUGGGAUGGCGUCAAGUUUCAGGACAUCUCAUUGAGAAGUCUAGGAGCUGUUUUGCAGCUUAACCACAGUGGCGGACACUGCGAUAACCCAACCCCUUGUCAUGCACAUAUGCUGGUGUUGCACACCAAUGGAAUACAUUCAGUCGAUAUACGCUACUGUAAUUGCACGCGCGCAAUACCUCAGCAUCUUCAACUCCUGCGGCGUCGUCUAUACCCAGCCUCCCAGGUUUCAGUGGAAACAUGUGCAACAUUUGAGCUUCUCCGACACCUUCACAAACUCGCCUUAACGACCAAGGCAUCCACCUAUGACUUUUAUCGAUGCCUGGAAAAAUCAACGACAAAUACUGGGCUGAAUGUGCCCAAAAAUCGAUACCAAGCUCUUUUUCGAAUGGUUCUUCAAUGGAGACACCUUCAGAUGCUCAAAUGGGCGGGUAGGGGGCAUGAUUCUACCGGCGUUGAUGGCACGUCAGAAGGAGAGCUGGGAUUAGUGUGCCCGUCCUGCCCGCAUCCAGGGAUUAAUCUUCCAUCUAACUGGGAAGACGCCCCAGACAACAUGAAGUGA